Molecule: messenger RNA, 1479 nt
Organism: Rosa chinensis
Lineage: Eukaryota; Viridiplantae; Streptophyta; Magnoliopsida; Rosales; Rosaceae
Product: beta-carotene hydroxylase 2, chloroplastic
Exons: 7
Coding region: 154-1032 (292 amino acids)
Biological process (GO): carotene metabolic process; xanthophyll biosynthetic process
Cellular component (GO): chloroplast
Molecular function (GO): beta-carotene 3-hydroxylase activity; iron ion binding
Source: RefSeq, a predicted model, not a curated record
UCCCUCUUCUAAACUUCCUUCUGCUUCAUUCUACCAUUCCGUCAAAGCCUAUUAAUUUCGAGCAAGGUCCUCUCCAUUUCCCCCCUACAAAUUAACCUCUUCCUCCUUGGAAGUAAUCAACUCUCAGAAGCAUCAAGAUUGAGCUUUGAUCCCAUGGCCACCGGAGUUUCGGUUGCCUCAAUCCCAAUAUGGUACUGUUUCCGCCGAAACAAUCUACUUACUCGAAAACCCAUCUCCCAAACAAGCACUCCCUGUUUUGUUUUGGCUUCAGCAAAGAAGAGACACUUGGUUAUGGAAAAGAGAACAGAGCAUGAAUUUACAGAGAAAAGCUUGAAACAAACAGAGAGAAGGAAUGUUAUAACUCCAAGAGUUGCAGAGAGAUUAGCAAGAAGGAAAUCGGAGAGAAAUACUUACCUUGUUGCUGCAAUCAUAUCCAGCCUGGGAGUCACUUCAGCUGCUGCCAUGGCUGUUUACUACAGAUUUUCUUGGCAAACAGAGAUUGGGGAGUUUCUUGUUCCAGAGAUGUUGGGCACAUUUUUGCUCUCUGUGGGCUCUGCUGUGGGGAUGGAGUUUUGGGCAAGGUGGGCGCACAGAGCUCUGUGGCAUGCCUCAUUAUGGCAGAUGCAUGAGUCUCACCAUCGACCUAGGGAUGGUCCUUUCGAGAUUAACGACGUGUUUGCUAUAAUCAAUGCUGCUCCUGCUAUUGCUCUUCUCUCUUACGGUUUCUGUACCAAGGGUCUUUUUCCUGGACUAUGUUUUGGUGCUGGGCUAGGGAUCACAGUUUUCGGGAUGGCAUACAUGUUUGUGCACGAUGGUCUCGUCCACCGUCGAUUUCCAGUCGGGCCAAUCGCAGACGUCCCUUAUUUACAAAGAGUUGCUGCCGCCCACCAGGUUCACCAUACAAACAUAUUGAAUGGAGUGCCAUAUGGGUUGUUCUUGGGACCUAAGGAAAUAGAAGAGGUUGGAGGCAUGGCAGAAUUAGAAAAGGAGAUCAAGCGGAGAAGCACCAAGAGUACUAUACCCAAAAGCUGACGUUAUUCGAAGUGAUUGCUUCAUUUCUCAAAACUCUUUAUAAAAAAGACCAAGUUAGGAAGCUUCAGACUCAGAGACUUCUCCAACUGUAAGAAUAGACGUGCAAGCAAAGUUCUUAAUUUCUUAGACCUUGAGUUCCUAUAAUUGGAAAGCACUUAGAGAGACGGCAACAUCUCAAGAAGACUGAAUGUGACAUUCAGAUAUAGAAUCUCUUGUUGCGUUCUCUAGUCUGAAAGUCUUGUACAACUCUCUCCCCGGCCACAGCCUUAUUCGCCAUUAGUUUAGAACUUUAGAUAUGUUAAAUAUUGGUUGUUUUAGGGGUUUUCAUUGUAAUUUUCUUUCUUCACUAAAAAGGAAAAUAAGAUUUCCAGCAGCUCCGCCCCUCAAAUUGUAUUUAUGUAUUGCAAGUUUGCAACAAAUAUAAAUAGUACAUGUCUUCUUCAAGAA